Danaus chrysippus (African queen) is the source of this 537-nucleotide messenger RNA. Lineage: Eukaryota; Metazoa; Arthropoda; Insecta; Lepidoptera; Nymphalidae. The record is from the annotation of a GenBank genome assembly.
AUGACUACUACAGUUAAUGUUACUCAAAAAAAGAACACAAAUUCUAACGCCCCACCUGGUGGGGUUCGUAAGAAAUCAGGACCAAAGUUCGAACUAUCUGAGGAACAGAGACGGGAUAUCAAAGAAGCUUUUGAUUUAUUUGAUACCGAGAAUACAGGAAAAAUAGAUACAAAAGAGUUAAAAGUUGCAAUACGGGCUCUAGGUUUUGAACCGAAAAAGGAGGAAAUAAAAAAAAUGAUAGCAGAAAUUGAUAAGGGUGAUGGCAAAGUCUCCUUUGACGAUUUCUUAGAUUUGAUGACUGUUAAAAUGGCUGAAAAGGAUACAAAAGAAGAAAUUAUGAAGGCUUUUAAAUUAUUUGAUGAUGAUGAGACAGGUAAAAUUUCAUUUAAGAAUUUAAAAAGAGUGGCCCGAGAGUUAGGAGAAAAUUUAACAGAUGAAGAACUGCAUGAAAUGAUUGAUGAAGCGGACAGAGAUGGUGAUGGGGAAAUAAAUCAGGAGGAAUUCUUACGUAUAAUGAAAAAAACUAGCCUAUAUUGA